Molecule: messenger RNA, 507 nt
Organism: Zasmidium cellare ATCC 36951
Lineage: Eukaryota; Fungi; Ascomycota; Dothideomycetes; Mycosphaerellales; Mycosphaerellaceae
Exons: 1
Coding region: 1-507 (168 amino acids)
Source: RefSeq, a predicted model, not a curated record
AUGGCCGCCAUCGGCAAGGCCUUCGGCACUACAGAGCUCCUCGAGAGCAUCCUCAACCACCUCCCCAUCAGCGACCUCUGGAAGGCGCAACACAUCAACAAGGGCACCCGCGCCAUCAUCAGAGGCUCGCACCGACUCGCCUCCCGCCUCUUCGCCGCCCUGCUCCCAGCUGGAGACAUACCACCACUCGGUUCCUCCUACGCCUUCUUCAACGACGCCUUCUUUGAUAUCCGCCUCACCUCCCAGCACCAAAGCCAUUUCUGGCGCCGCAAGCUCAACGUCUCCCGCCGCAACACGAGCAAGCCCGAGGGUAAGAUUUCCCGCAUCAUCAGCAAAUGCUACAACACUGCCAUCUUUCUGCGCCACAAUCGCUUUGGUGGGACUAUCUUCUUCCUCGUGCAGGACAAGAGUACCGUGACGGACGAGCACUGGAGGUCUCGCUGGGACUACGCCAUGUACGCCACGCCGAGAAAGUGCGAUGAGGUCGAAGUCUGCUACCUUGAAUGA